This is a messenger RNA of Cyclocybe aegerita, 2490 nucleotides long. NCBI's taxonomy places the organism in Eukaryota, Fungi, Basidiomycota, Agaricomycetes, Agaricales, Hemipholiotaceae. The record is from the annotation of a GenBank genome assembly.
AUGCGUUCUGAAUCCAGCUUUUGGAUUUGGGUAACCCUUGUGCCCUUCGUUGUUGCACAAAUUUCGUCGCCUGCUUCUAGCAUUGCAGAUCCUGCACCAACCUCUUCGGAUGUCAGCUCCGCCGUUUCUAGCUCGGCUGCAACGCAAUCUACAGCACUCCCAGCGGACCCCGGCUCGACUUUUGUUCCCUUCUCCAUCCCAUCUGAUGCGCCUCUCCCGAUCUACCCCGCUACUGAUCCUCUCCGUCCACCCGAGGUAGGGAGCCAGUCCGUCCCCAAUUUCGGCCCCGCUUGGGCGGCUGCAUGGCAGAAGGCGAAGGAAAAAAUCGCCGAAUUCACGCUCGAGGAGAAGGUCAGCGUUGCGACAGGGACUCUAUGGCAGAGAGGUCGUUGCGUGGGAAACAUCGCCCCGGUUGAACCUGUGGAUGGACGCGGAUGGAAGGGGCUCUGUCUUCAGGACGGUCCUCUGGGUGUCCGACCUGGCGACUACAUCACCGGUUUCCCUACAGGCAUCAACGCUGCUGCAACCUUUAAUCGGAGAUUCAUGCGUCUCCGUGGCCUCGCCAUGGGACGCGAGUUUGUUGGCAAGGGCAUCAACAUUGCCUUGAGCCCAAUGAUGAACAUGGGACGCGUCGCGGGGGCAGGAAGGAACUGGGAAGGCUUCGGCGGAGACCCCUUCCUCACCGGAGAGGCUGCCUACGAAACGAUUUUGGGCCUGCAAGAAGGAGGGAUCAUCGCUUGUGCUAAGCAUUUGGUCGCAAAUGAGCAAGAGCACAAGCGGACGACGUCGACUUCAGAUAUAGAUGACCGGACGAUGCACGAGAUAUAUGCCCACCCUUUCCUGAGAAGCGUUAUGGCGGGCGUGGGGAGCAUGAUGUGCAGUUAUAAUCAAGUGAAUGGAACUUAUGCGUGUGAUAACGACAAGGUUAUGAACGAUAUCGUGAAGAGAGAGUAUGGGUUUCAAGGGUUUAUCAUGACUGACUGGUUUGCCGACCACAACACCGUAUCCGUCUCGCACGGUCUGGAUAUGUCGAUGCCUGGUAAUUCGCGUGGGGACACUGGACAGGUACCGUUUGGUGCUAGCCUCGUUGAGGCCGUCCGAAAUGGUGAGGUUCCCGAGGGUCGAGUUGACGACAUGGCCAUCCGUAUUAUUGCUUCAUGGUAUCUCCUCCAUCAAGAUGAUCCAUCUUAUCCUCCUGUUAGUUUCAGCUCCUACGCCCCCGAUGACGAUGCAACAAAUCUACGUGUUGACGUCCAAGACGACCACCACAAGGUCGUCCGUGAGAUUGGCGCGGCCAGCGCGGUCCUUCUCAAGAACGUGAACGGCGCCCUACCCCUUGGGAAGAAGAACAGAAACAUUGCGCUCAUCGGAACCGGUGCUGGUGGUGGCCGCGCCGGGCCAAACCAGUUCAACAAUAAAGCGGGCAGUGAUGGUGUCAUCACUAUGGGUUGGGGUUCUGGUGCGGCUAACUUGUCGUAUGUCUCCAUCCCCCUCGAUGCCAUUCAGCGCGAGGCAAGGAAGUUCCGCACGAGUGUCGACUAUUACUUGGACGACUGGAACCUUGCUGGCGCGAGUGUAAUCGCGAGGAAGAGGUCCGCCGCCCUCGUCUUUGUCACUGCCGACAGCGGAGAGGGUACAAACGGCGAUAGGCUCAAUUUGACUACCUGGUAUAACGGCGAAGCGCUCAUUGCCGCAGUAGCUGCAAAUAAUAACAACACAAUUGUCGUCGUCAACAGCGUUGGUCCUCUUAUCGUCGAAGAUUGGAUUGACCAUCCCAACGUGACUGCCGUCCUCUGGGCAGGUGUUCCUGGACAGGAAGUAGGAAACUCGAUUGUUGACGUUCUUUACGGAGCGUAUAACCCUUCUGGCCGCCUUCCAUACACGAUCGCGAAGAAGCCAGAGGAGUACGGGGCCCAGCUCGCCCUUGGAGGCGGCGACACCGACAUCCUGAGCAUCCGAUAUGACGAUCGCUUGGAGAUUGACUACCGCCACUUUGAUGCCAAUAACAUAGCGCCGCGCUUCGAAUUUGGAUUUGGCUUGAGCUACACCAAGUUCUCUUAUGGUAGCCUGCUCCUCAAUAAGAUUAACAACGCUGUCAGUGCGGCCGAGCAGCCUCUAGUCGCUGCGUGGGAGAAAGGAGAGGCAACACCUGUUGCUGUUGGGUCUUCAAGAGCUGCGUGGUUACAUGUCCCCGCCUACCGAGCAACGUUCUCCGUUCGCAACACCGGCUCUGUCGCUGGUAGUGAGAUCCCGCAACUAUACCUCCACUUCCCUACUUCCGCCGGCGAGCCACCGUCUGUUCUCAGAGGGUUCACCGACGUUGAACUCCGCCCUGGCGAGCAGAAGACUGUCACGAUAACGCUUUCUCGCUAUGACCUCUCGGUUUGGGAUACAGAAAGGCAGGGGUGGAGGAAACCCGAAGGAGAGUUUGGUGUCACUGUCGGUGCCAGCAGCCGCGAUGCUCGCUUGAAGGGCUCCGUCCCGUUGUAA